AUGUGGAGCUCGAGCAUCCUCCUCCUCGCACUCGGCGCCAGCGCGAGCAAAACGGAAUGGGCAAUCGUCAACCUCAUCCGCCACGGCGAAAGGACGGACAACAAAACCAACAUUGGGCUGUCUCCCCACGGGAAGCUGCGAGCUAAAUACAUCGGAAAAUGCGUGGCGCAAAACGAGCCGAGCUUUGCCUUCCCGUUGGGCCCGCCCACGCACAUGCUGGCGAGCCGGCGGCUAGGACCCGAUGGCAAGUCCAAGUCCGACCGACCCCACGACACCAUCAAGCCGCUCGCCGACAAGCUCGGCCUUAUUAUGAGUAACGAUAUUGACAUGGCCGACACGGAGCGCUUCAUCAAGUACGUGCUAGCACUGCCGGCAGGUGCGACGGCCUUCAUAUCCUGGCAGCACUGGUGGAUCACCUGGCUGCUAAAGACCUUCGCGCCCAAUGCGCCUCCGUUCCCGUCCAAGUGUCCUUACAGUCAAUGGGCGGAUCUGCCCGAGUACACACACGGCGCGUGCUACGACUUGGUGUUCCAGCUCGUUCUUAAGCGGUACUCCCCCGAGGACGACUGGCACGCGACAGCCUUCUCGCUGAUGCACAUGGGCUUUGACGGAACCGAAGACUCGGAGUGCUCCUCGGCUCUGGGCCCGAACACAAACCCGACCGGCUGGCACCAAUCGCCUGCAAAGCCCGGUACGGUCAACCUCCCUGAAGAGCACGGUUCGGUCUCAACGUGCGAUACCUGGUGCGACCCGGCCAUCCAGCAGCCGGGGAAGCCGCCGUCUCACUGCAUUGCAAGCUCCUGCAGCAAGUGCUCGUGGUGUUCAGGGAUGCCUGCCGCCCUCGCGGCCGCUCCAGGGCUUCGCCUUUCGAUGAUGGAGUCGUUUGAGCUUGAGGAUGAGGACCGAGCGGCUGUCCCGACCAGCGGUAGCAGUGCCGGUCCCGGUCACUGGUCGGCGAUCCAUUACUUCCAUUACUUCCUCGAGGCGGUGGGCUGUGCGGCCCUAGUGGCUGCAGGUGCAGCGCUCGUGCUUCCGGCUCGCGUCAAGGCGCUCGUGGCGACACGGCUCGACCAGGCCGACAAGGAGGAAGAGAGGCCGUACAUUGCCGCACCGGCCUGA
Molecule: messenger RNA, 1119 nt
Organism: Emiliania huxleyi CCMP1516
Lineage: Eukaryota; Haptophyta; Isochrysidales; Noelaerhabdaceae
Exons: 1
Coding region: 1-1119 (372 amino acids)
Molecular function (GO): catalytic activity
Source: RefSeq, a predicted model, not a curated record